Messenger RNA from Myxocyprinus asiaticus (Chinese sucker), 1899 nucleotides. Its product is annotated as baculoviral IAP repeat-containing protein 7-like. The coding region runs from base 55 to 1329 and encodes 424 amino acids. The record is from RefSeq and is a predicted model, not a curated record. The transcript is spliced from 7 exons. Gene Ontology annotation, biological process: negative regulation of apoptotic process; regulation of cell cycle; positive regulation of protein ubiquitination. Gene Ontology annotation, molecular function: cysteine-type endopeptidase inhibitor activity involved in apoptotic process; ubiquitin protein ligase activity. Gene Ontology annotation, cellular component: cytoplasm; nucleus. Lineage: Eukaryota; Metazoa; Chordata; Actinopteri; Cypriniformes; Catostomidae.
UGUGUUUGGUAUAGUAACCCAAACUGUGCUCUGUUACAGGCAAUAAUAGGCUGUAUGGCCAGCGGAAGGGGGUUGAUCGAAGCACACUUGGAUGGUCCACUAUGGAAGAUGAACAGAAUGAGGGGAGAUCAUGGACAUGAACGCGAGAGGAGUACGCAUAUGGAGGCGGGGGUUCAGCUCGGGAUGCGGAGUGAGGAGGAGAGACUUAAGACUUUCAAAAACUGGUCCAGAGAUGCGCCGGUAAGCCCUGCGGAGCUGGCCCGGGCGGGGUUUUUCUAUCUGGGAUGCGGUGAUACGGUGCAGUGCUUCUGCUGUGAUGGUAUACUGAGACACUGGGUUAAUGGAGAUACCCCAUUGGGCGAACAUGAGAGGUAUUUCCCCACAUGCGGCUUUGUGAUAGGCAGAGAUGUGGGCAAUGUUCCGCUGGGCUCGUCUGAUUCUGUGGACGGACUGCUUUUGAGUCAACUGCAGCGGCUGACCGUGGACGAACAGGUGGUGUCCGGGCAGGCUAUGUACCCGGAGAUGGAGUCAGAGGACAACAGACUGGCCACCUAUCACAACUGGCCCACCGGAGCAUCAGUGCAGCCCGACACACUAGCGCGAGCUGGCUUUUUCUAUACAGGUCAUGGUGACAAUGUAAAGUGUUUCUUUUGUGAUGGCGGUCUGAGGAACUGGGAACCAGGAGAUGAGCCUUGGCAAGAACACGCCAAAUGGUUUCCACAAUGUGAAUAUUUGCUUCAAUCCAGAGGACGGGAAUAUGUGAGCAACGUCCAGCAGUCUUACUUCAACAUGAGUGAGAGAGUGGGUGGAUCACUAUCAUCAACUGUAGGGAGUGUGAGCUCAGAGGUGUUGGGUGAGCAGAGCUCAGUGGCAGCAGCAGCGAUGUUGUCUCCUGUUGUGCAGGCGGUGCUGCAGAUGGGCUUCCAGCACUCAAUGGUGGAGAGUUUGGUGCAGUCACGCUAUCUUCUCACUGGCUCACACUACACCUCAGUUUCUGACCUGGUGACCGACGUCCUGCAGGCUGAGGAGGAGGAGAGGCAGGCAGGGGAGCCCAGACCAGAGACUGUGGAGAGGCAGGGCAGCAGUGCAGGUGGGAAGAGAACGCAGGACACAGUCAGGGAGAAAGUGCGAUCAGACAUGAGUCCAGAGGAGCAGUUGAGACAGCUCCAGGAAGAGAGGACCUGUAAGGUCUGCAUGGACAAACUUGUCUCCAUGGUCUUCAUCCCCUGUGGCCAUCUGGUCGUCUGCACAGACUGUGCAGCUAGUCUGCACCACUGCCCCAUCUGCAGGGCAGUCAUCCGGGGGAGCGUUCGAGCAUUCAUGUCCUAAAGCUCUGAACUGAAAUGUCUUUAACAAGAAUCAUACUGCAUAGUCUGAUUAAUGCUGAGAAAGAUUCUACAGAUAUUAUUUUCAGCUGCCAAAUCAGCAGUGCUGUUGACAUAUUGGUGGUGCUUGAUAAUCGUGCUUUUUGGCCAUUUUUUAAAGGAAUAGUUCUCCCAAAAAAUUCUAAUUCUCUCAUUAUUUACUCAGCCUCAUCUGCAUGCUAUUUAUUAUUAUUAUUAUUAUUAUUAUUAUUUGCCUGUGUAACUCAAAAAGAGAUUUUUUGAAGAACCUUCACACAGCACUUUUCCAUGACGUGAGGGUGACUAAAUGAUGACAAAAUUAUAAUUUUUGGGUGAAAAUGCUUUUCAUGCUUGUAAGUUAUUGAUAAAACAUUUUUAUUUUUGUGUCAUGUCAGCAUAAGCAGUUUCUUUUCUUUUUUUAAAAUUUGAAUAUAAAAUGUAAAAAAAAAUAAACAGAUGGUAUUUUAUAGGAGAGCAUAUUAUAUUAUUAUAAUCAUUUAUUAUCAGUUUAUAAACACUGUACUUAUAUUUUCAUUAAUAAAAAUGAUUUGCAUUA